This is a messenger RNA of Plasmopara halstedii, 3843 nucleotides long. RefSeq lists its product as hypothetical. The transcript has a single exon. Bases 1 to 3843 code for a protein of 1280 amino acids. The record is from RefSeq and is a predicted model, not a curated record. Gene Ontology annotation, molecular function: protein binding; ATP-dependent chromatin remodeler activity; ATP binding. Lineage: Eukaryota; Oomycota; Peronosporomycetes; Peronosporales; Peronosporaceae.
AUGGCCGCUGCCAUCUCGAACGCAGUCAACGUGAGCCGCACAAUUGAGCUACUAGCUCCAACGUACUCUGAAAUUUUUCAGUAUACUACAGCAAAUACUUUAGGUGUCCCAGUGACCCUACAGCGUACAUCAGAUAAUCGGAUCCAGCUCGACUUUACUGGAAUCAACGUUUGGAAGGACGUAACUUGUGUAAAAGGCACUCAUGACUGUCGAUGCAAUUCCAUUCACUUUUUACAAAUGCUCGUGAUGCUAAGUGAACAACAGAUUCUUGCUAUGAAUGCCACUUAUGUCAUAGCCAAUGAAGUCGCGAUACUUCAUUUGUGUGUACGCGUGCAUGAAAAUGCAAAGCACGGCACGUCGCUUAAAGAUUUUGACUUUGUGUUGUGCCAUAUGCAAGCGAAUGUAUUGGAGAUUGAGCAAUGCAAUGAAAAGUCAAGAAAGGAAGCACGUUGUGUUGCGCUCGAGAAUGCGAAAAACAGUUUAUGCCAUGUCGUAGGGUGUAAACUGCAUCCUUGGAAAGAGAACUGUGAAUCGAAGCACAAAUUAGACUUGCCUGAUGUCUUUCAGAGUCUGGCAAGCCAAACGGUUGUGAAUCAAAUGGAGAUUCGAAAUGAUAGGACGUACAUCAGUCGAAUGAAUCAAUUUCGCAAAGAGAUUGUGAUGACCGACCUGCCGACGAAUGUUCUGCAAACUAUUGUAUGUCUUAUGAACGGACGCGAUCUAGCGUCGUUGAGUGGAGUAUGUUCACUCUUCCAGCACAUGGCAUACGAAGUCGUGCCUGGGCUGAAUCUUGUGCUUUUUGAGCACCAGCGGAGAGGACUCAAGUGGAUGUUGCGCCGUGAAACGCCGUCCUUAAGCUGUGUACCUCAGCCACAUCCAUAUAUCUUAUCGUCUGAUUUAGACCAAGAGUCAGAAGCAGCCAUUGAUUAUAUUGAAAACAAAGUUAUUACGCACGAUCAUGUGACAGCACGAGAUGGUUGUGGAGGCAUGUUCUGCGAUGAGCCAGGCCUUGGAAAAACAAUUACGAUGUUAGCGCUUAUUUUACGAACGAAAGGUCAAUCGACUAAUCAAAGUUCAGCUCAACCACAUGGUCCUGGCCGAGAGAUAGCCAGAUCUGGCUUACGCUCGUCGAGGUCCCGAGGUCGCUCGGUGCGAGUAGAAGAGUUGGUGAGUUCUAGAGCUUCACUGAUCGUGGCACCCGAUCCACUGGUUGAGCAUUGGAAGUACCAAGUUGAAGCUCAUGUUGCCCCCAGUGCUUUGCGUGUAUUUGUCGACCCUGGUGUCGAGCACAAAUUGCCAACGAAUUUGGACCUUGCACAGUAUGACAUUGUGAUUACAUCUUUUACACGAUUGACUCGAGAAUGGAAGCUGCACAGACCUACAUCGGCUCUGGAAGCGCGUAUGCCUAAACGUUAUGGAUUUGAAGGGUCGAAUCGAUAUGCAGAUGGUACUCUUCGUGGCACUGUUUCAUCGCUUCUGACUGUCUACUGGUUACGAGUGAUUGUGGAUGAAGGCCAUAAGUUGGGUGGUCAGACACCUUCAGAUUUGAUGCAACUUGCUCGUCUACUUUGUGCAGAGAGACGGUGGGUAAUGACUGGAACUCCAACGCCAAACACGCUCCAAUCAGCGGAUCUUCGCUAUAUGCAUGGACUUCUGGUGUUUCUGCGCAAUAUGCCGUAUGGAGAUCCAGAUGGGCAAGCUUGGGUGAAGGCAAUCGCACGACCGUUUGAACAAAAUCAAAUUAUUGCCUUCUAUCGCCUUCAGUACCUUUUAAGUCGAAUUAUGAUGAGGCACACGAAAGAGUCAAUUCGUGAAACGUUGCCCAAACCGAUUCGGCGCACUGUGUUUAUUGAUCCAACACCUAGCGAAUAUGCACAAUACAAUGGUGUUGCUGCCGCCGUACGUGCGAAUCUUGUCAUUACGAAUAUGGACCCGGACAAGCCUGGUUAUCAGCAUCCAGACAGCUUGCUGAACCCAAUAAAUCGAAAGGAAGCGCUGCGCGUUGUCUCGAAUCUUCGAUCAGCAUGCUGUGGUGGGUCUGCUGUGAAGGUUAAGCUGGCUGAGUGGUCCCGACUCGAUACGAUUAAUAUGCUGAGCAAUCUUGAUGUUGAUGGCGAGAGUAUGGGCAUCGUUAUUGAUUACCUUCGAAAAGUGCAGCUUCAAGGGAUGACAACGUUGUGUAAAUGCUGCAAUCGCAAGCUUCAAUUACUUAUGAUCAUCCCAUGUGGACAUUUAUGCUGUGCAGAUUGUGUGGAAGAUCAAAUGAAAAGAGUGGGUCCCCGUUGUUUCAAUUGCAAUGCUGAAUUUGAUCGUGAAGCAUUUCAAAUGCUCCAGCCCGGCUUUGAGUUUGAGAUGGUUGAAGCCGUUCCACAGGAAUUUAUGAAUCCCAACUUUAAUCAGAAUGGACGUAUCAAUCAAAAUCAAUUAUUAGCAAAUUUAGAUCAGCACCACAAUCAACAAAGUCAAGUCGAACAAGAACGCGUGAGAAAUCAAAGCAAUCAAGAGGAAAAUCGCCAAAAUGCUCCCCGACAGCGGCGUCGUGCGCUGGAUCUGACGCGUGACAUCCAUUUUAUCGAUGCAAGCAAAGCUCUGUACGCCGCUACUCGAGUAAAAGAGCUCAAGGAAGAAUACAUUCGUCGAGGUAGGGAGCAAAGCAGUUGCUACUCUCAUCGGCAAGCACGUCAUCGCGAUCUCAAGGUUAUCAUCUUUUCGCAAUUUAAAGAUCACAUUUGGCACACCAAGGUUGCGUUUGCACAGCAGGGUGUACCAACGGCCGACUUUAUUGCUGGACUCAGUCCUGGAGCUCGUAUGAAACAAUUGACACGUUUUCGCAAAGAUCCUAAUGUCCAUGUUUUACUUCUUACAGAGGUCGGAUCGCAUGGCUUAGAUCUUUCGUUUGUCACCCACAUCUUUUUAAUGGACGAGAUCUGGGAUAAAUCGCUUGAGCAGCAAGUUAUCAGUCGAGCCCAUCGUAUGGGCGCGACUCAAGCUGUGGUAGUAGAGCAACUGUGGAUGCGUGGCAGUGUGGAAAGUCAGAUGUUUCAACCUCAUAGAUCGGAGCAAAAUCAAGUUCAAGAGGAGGUUGAGCCAGGUAUAGUCGCUAGUAUGAAAGCGCAAGUUGAUGGCUAUCCGGCUAAGUUACUAAAAAAUUUAAGUUCUGGUGGAGGAUCUAUGUUCCAUGCCUCAAGCAAAAAGCGGAAGAGGCAUCGCACGCAUGGGGACACACGAAUGGCUGCAGCAAGCAAUAAAAACACAUUUCUUCAGCGCAAACUCGACUAUGUCUUGAAUAAUUUGCGCCUGUUAGGAGAAGCGAUUGUUGCGGAGCCUGGACAAGUGCGAUUCUUCGUCGAAGAUGACCACAAAAACGUCAUUCUUCAAGCAAUUCGUGUCAUUCCUAAUCGAGAAACCAGCUCAACAGUCAACGCUCAGUUAUCUACAUCCAAUCUAGCGACUGUUAACCCACUUCCAACAGUCGAAGCAUCAGCGCAGUCACGUCUGGAUGUUCAACGUGCUAUUUCGUCUGAAGAUCGACCCGUGCACCAACCUUUUGUAAACGCUAAUAAGCAUAAUGUGCUCACUGAUCCUUCUAUUCGUAAAGAAUGCGAGGAUGGGGACAGUCGAACUGCUGAACUAAACAAUCAGGCAGCCAAAGUAAAACAGACCGAUGAACGUCGCUUGGCUGAGAAAAAACGAUGUAUAAAGAUUGUUGACCCCCAAAGCGAGAUCUUGUCUCCUCAGGUUGAAAGGAUCAGAUUCAAAAGAGAUUUGGAAAGCAAUGUAAAAUCCAAGAAGAAGGCAGUGUCUUUUAUAGUAAUUGACGAUAGUGAUUCGGAUUCCGAGUAA